Molecule: messenger RNA, 918 nt
Organism: Nicrophorus vespilloides
Lineage: Eukaryota; Metazoa; Arthropoda; Insecta; Coleoptera; Silphidae
Exons: 2
Coding region: 274-903 (209 amino acids)
Biological process (GO): cellular response to hydrogen peroxide
Source: RefSeq, a predicted model, not a curated record
AACGGCGCUACUGUGUACUAUGGAAUAUAGUAAAGAGGAUCGGUUAAGGAUAUAUUCUAGAAGCAUAUCUAUGCGCAUGGGCAUUAAUCUUCAGUGCGAGCCAUUAGUCAUCAUUAUUUGUGUUUUGGCCGAUGUAAACAUAUUCCAAGAUCCAUUAAAUCCUCGGUGAGAGAGUAAACAAAAACGUGAAACGCAAAAAUCGUGAUCUGUUUGUGUGGUGGGAUGAGAAUAUGAACUUACAUUUAUGCACGAUAAUAGAAGAACCUGAGAACAAUGUCAAAGGAAGAUCCCGCCAUCGUAAAAUCCCUGCAGAACCUGGAGCUGGAAACUCCUAAGCCGAGCAUCAAGAGUCCCCCAAAAGUAGAAAUCUCAAAUCCAUUUAUGAGAAGGAAGCGUUCCAAGUCUCUAUCAAGCAUAAACAUGUUCGGCACAACAUGCAUCUGCAAAAACAACCUGAACCAGGUUAAGAACACCACAAAUUUCAAACGCACAAUGCUUAAAUGCAAGAUACUGAAAGAUCCGACUCUGAAGAUCUUAAGUAAUGCCUCAAUAGUGAGCUGUGAUAAAGCAAUACUGAAGUCCGAGCCGAGCAGUUCAAAGGGGCCAGAUCCAUCUAUGCACAGGGAUUUCCGUUCCAUUGUGGAUGGUUGUCAGCAGUUAAGUUUGGCGAAUGCAAACGAUGGAGUGCAAGACUACUUGUUACCUAAGAUACCUUUAGAGUUUGUUGUAAAACCAGAGGUUAAGCCUGCGGCUGCCUCUGAUCCUCUCACUAGUUGCUCCCAUCAAGCUCGAAUGUCUCCACCGCCGUGCGACGUGACCAUUGACGAAUUGGCCAGUUACUUUGAAACUUUUGUACAUAUUCCUAAAAAGAUGAGCACUAUGGCCGAAAUGAUGUAUACAUAAAUAUAUAUAUAUAUC